Messenger RNA from Marasmius oreades (fairy-ring Marasmius), 581 nucleotides. RefSeq lists its product as uncharacterized. The transcript is spliced from 3 exons. The coding region runs from base 25 to 309 and encodes 94 amino acids. The record is from RefSeq and is a predicted model, not a curated record. NCBI's taxonomy places the organism in Eukaryota, Fungi, Basidiomycota, Agaricomycetes, Agaricales, Marasmiaceae.
UCACAACUUUCCAAAGACUCACUCAUGGGUAGGAGCGCAAAACUACAUAAACGAGUGAAGAAAUCCAAAUGCUCAAAAACUUCCUCUUCAUGUGCUUCCCCCGGCGUCCCCCAAGCCCGAAUCCAAUCGCAAGUCCAACAGGCGAAGAAGAAAACCACCCUUAAAGAAAAAUCCAAAGCCGGGUUCCAAAUUUCGAGCAAGAAAGAUGGCGAAAAUGUAUUAGGGGAUGUGGAUUAUGUCUCUCUAAUGAUGGGUGGACGGCGCAAAGCAAAAGAGGAGGCAUUGAAGUUAGCUGCAAUGGAGGAGUAAUAAUACUAAUAUGUUCAAACUUUCCUUCAGUGCCUAGUGCUUCUACUUUCCUACGGAGAACUUGAAGGAGGUUCCAUAGCUUGAUCGCGUCCUACGAUCAGGUCACCCUUGUGGGCGUGGAAUCCGGAAGACCUGAAAAAUCGAAGGAACUCCACCAGACUUCUUUUGAGUUACACUUUAUGUUGCUUGUAAGUUGUAUGUAAGUAUACUUAUAAUGCAUUAAUCCAACCGAAUGGAAACCUAAAAGUGACAAAAUCACUAGAACGAAAGUA